AAAAAGAGGGGAAAAAAUGGAGAUCCGAAGUGUGUAUUAUUCCUCCCUCAUCUUCUGGACUGUGUGUUUUGUUUGGAGCAUCGAGACUCACAGUGUUUCUCCUCCAAACAUUAUCCUCAUGCUGAUGGAUGAUAUGGGAUGGGGUGAUCUAGGUGUUUUUGGUGAGCCGUCUGAAGAAACCCCACAUCUGGAUAUGAUGGCCUCUCAGGGGAUGCUGUUCCCCGACUUCUACACCGCAAACCCACUCUGUUCUCCGUCCCGAGCAGCACUGCUUACCGGGCGUCUUCCGAUCCGGAACGGGUUCUACACCACCAACGCACAUGCCAGGAACGCCUAUACGCCUCAAGAGGUCGUGGGAGGAAUUACGAACGAUGAGAUCCUGCUGCCUGAGCUACUGAAAAAACAAGGCUAUGUCAGCAAGAUCGUCGGCAAGUGGCACCUCGGACACAGGAAGCAGCACCUGCCUCUGGAGCAUGGAUUUGACCAGUUCUUCGGUUCUCCGCACUGCCACUUUGGACCCUAUAACGACAUCGCGCGUCCCAACAUCCCCGUCUAUAACAACUCCGAAAUGAUUGGACGGUAUUACGAGGAGUUUAAAAUCAACAAUAAAACCGGAGAAUCAGACCUCACGCAGAUGUUUCUACAGGAAGCAUUAGACUUCAUCUCACACCAAAGCACCCAUCAGCCGUUUUUCCUCUACUGGGCCCCGGAUGCAACGCACGAUCCGGUUUAUGCUUCCAAGCAGUUCCUGGGUCGGAGUCAACGUGGACGCUACGGUGAUGCCGUGAUGGAACUGGACCACAGUGUGGGCAAGAUUUUGGCUCAUCUGGUUGAUCUGAGCAUCGAAAAGAACACGUUUGUGUUCUUCACUUCUGAUAACGGUGCUGCUCUGAUGUCAGGACCUGGAAAAAGUGGCAGUAAUGGCCCAUUCCUGUGUGGGAAGGAGACGACGUUUGAAGGAGGGAUGAGGGAACCCGCCAUUGCCUGGUGGCCCGGACGAAUCCCAGCAGGCACGGUGAGCUAUCAGUUGGGAACUGUGAUGGAUCUCUUCACUACCAGCCUCGCUCUUGCUGGUCUUAAUGCUCCUGAUGAUCGGAUCAUUGAUGGCCUGGAUCUGAGUUCCAUUCUUUUUAACAAAUCAUUAGUAGAAAGGCCCGUUUUCUAUUACCGUGGCAAUGAGAUGAUGGCGGUGCGACUCGGCCUCUACAAGGCACAUUACUGGACGUGGACCAACUCGUGGGAGGAGUUUAUCACGGGGAUAGACUUUUGUUCUGGUCAGGAGGUUCCUGGGGUCACCAAUCACACCCAGCAGGAGCACACCAUGCAGCCACUCAUCUUUCAUCUGGGGCAGGACCCGGGCGAGAAAAAACCAAUCAGUGUCUUGUCUAAGGAAUAUCUGGACGUUCAGACACGCAUCGGUACAGUGGUGGAGAAACAUAAGAGGACACUGGUACCUGGAGAGCCACAGCUGAACAUGUGUGAUCUGGCAGUCAUGAAUUGGGCUCCACCAGGAUGCGAGAAGUUGGGGAAGUGUCUCAAAGCACCACCGUCCAACCCCUGGAAAUGUGACUGGCCCCACUGAUUCAAUAAAUAUAUAUAUAUAUAAAUAUAUAUAUAUAUAUAUAUAUAUAUAUAUAUAUAUAUAUAUAUAUAUAUAUAUAAAUAAGUCAUAAUGGAUUAUUGUUCAAUAAACUCUGAUUCCUUUCAUUA
Molecule: messenger RNA, 1710 nt
Organism: Silurus meridionalis
Lineage: Eukaryota; Metazoa; Chordata; Actinopteri; Siluriformes; Siluridae
Gene: galns
Product: galactosamine (N-acetyl)-6-sulfatase
Exons: 14
Coding region: 17-1582 (521 amino acids)
Molecular function (GO): N-acetylgalactosamine-6-sulfatase activity; arylsulfatase activity
Source: RefSeq, a predicted model, not a curated record